GGUUUUACUCCUGACUGAGUCAGGACUCGAGCUGAAGUCCAGCUUAUGGAUACUAUCGUUUCUUUCCUGAAUCAAAGAAAAAUGAUAUCAAAAUAAAGAACCAUAAAAUAAGAAGAGUGUAAGUUCUCCUUUAACGAUAAGACUGGAGUACAGUGAGGUCAGGAAUAUGUCUCAGAGCUGCCGUCUGCUUGCUGGUUUCUGUCUGAGCUGUGUUGGAUGGGUUGGGAUCAUCAUCGCCACCUCCACCAACGACUGGGUGAUGACCUGUAAGUACGGCAUGAACACCUGCAAGAAGAUGGACGAGCUGGAGACCAAGGGUUUGUGGGCAGAGUGUGUGGUCUCCACCUCUCUGUACCACUGCAAAGCGCUCAACCAGAUCCUCACCCUGCCCGCUCAUGUGCAGGUGGCGCGCGCGCUCAUGCUCUCCGCCUGUCUGCUCGGUCUGCCCUCCGCUCUGCUCGCGCUGCUGGCGGCACCCUGCGUUAAUCUGAACGACGAGCGCGAGGGGACUAAGCGGAAGCGCGCGAUGCUCAGCGGAGUGCUCUUGCUCAUCAUGGCUGUGUGUGGAACAGUGUCCACCGUGUGGUUCCCCAUCGGAGCUCAUCAUCAAGAUGGCCUGAUGUCGUUCGGCUUCUCCCUCUAUGCGGGAUGGUUAGGCUCCGCCCUCUGCUUCCUGGGGGGCUCCGUCAUGACCUGCUGCUCGGGGGACGACGCUCCGGCCCAGCGGCCCGAGAACCGUUUCUACUACUCCAAACAGAGCGGCCUGUCCAACUCGGUCCAGGCUACUAACAACCAUGCCAAGAGUGCACAUGUGUGAGAGCGGAGAUGUGGACUGGACUGGACUUCAAACAGGCUCUUCAGCUGAAGGAGGGAAUGUUCUGCCUUUCUCUCAACACAGAUGGACAUACACACAUACGGAUAGGGGAGUUUCUGCUGCCCUGGUUUGAUCGCAACCAUGCGAAGAUCUAACAAUCUGACAGGAACAGUCUUUUAUUCCAGUCUGGACACAGCUUCAGAUGGACCUGGAAAAACAGGCCAAGAAGAAACUCCAAUAUUUCUCCUCCCUUUGUCCUCCCUAUAACGCAUAGCCCUUUUUGUUCUUUGCUUUGUUCGUCUGUUAUUCGAAGUAAUUUGCCUCAGUCUUGUACCAAGCAAUGUUUAUUUGUAAUGCAUCUCAGUCGGCUCUGGCAAGA
Messenger RNA from Colossoma macropomum (tambaqui), 1193 nucleotides. It is a transcript of the gene cldn11b, whose product is annotated as claudin 11b. The transcript has 3 exons. The record is from RefSeq and is a predicted model, not a curated record. Gene Ontology annotation, cellular component: plasma membrane; bicellular tight junction. The coding region runs from base 167 to 817 and encodes 216 amino acids. NCBI's taxonomy places the organism in Eukaryota, Metazoa, Chordata, Actinopteri, Characiformes, Serrasalmidae. Gene Ontology annotation, molecular function: structural molecule activity. Gene Ontology annotation, biological process: cell adhesion; bicellular tight junction assembly.